Messenger RNA from Stegodyphus dumicola, 1297 nucleotides. RefSeq names its product 45 kDa calcium-binding protein-like. Gene Ontology annotation, molecular function: calcium ion binding. Lineage: Eukaryota; Metazoa; Arthropoda; Arachnida; Araneae; Eresidae. The record is from RefSeq and is a predicted model, not a curated record. Gene Ontology annotation, biological process: calcium-ion regulated exocytosis. Gene Ontology annotation, cellular component: endoplasmic reticulum.
GUUUCGGAGGCGCAAAAACUGGACAAACGGGUGAAAGGCGAAGGACGGUACAAACCGUGCCAUGUGACGUUCAAUGUUGAGGUAUUGGAUCAAUGAUUUUAGAAAAACUGGGAAUAAUUUGUCAUAUCUCGUUGCAUUAAAAUUUUAAUCAGCAUGUCUUUUAGCAACAGAAGAAAAGUACAUUUAUUUUCUUGUGAUAGUUUACAAAUAAAAUUGGUUUCUAUUUUCGCCCAACUGCUUUUGUUUGCAUCUGUUUUGUGUAUACCUGUCAAUUUGUUAUUACCUAAACAAAAUACAAGCAAGAUCAGUUCUCAACUAUCGAAAUUAACGUAUGAUAUUAUCAAGCCACCCGAUCAUUUAGAAGGAGUGAAAAUGGAGAGAGAUGGACAUUUAAACAAGGAAUUCAGGAAGGAAGUUUUGUUAGGAAACGAAAGUCAAAGCGGAACACAUGAUGAACAGCUUCUCAUAUCAAUACAUAAAAAAGCUGAUACAAAUCAAGAUGGAUUUUUAAAUGUAGAAGAAUUAGAAAUUUGGAUAAUGAACAAAGUGAAAGAACAUUUUCAUAGAGCAGUCCGUGAUAAUUUCUUGAUCUUCACAUCACUUGACAAAGAUCAUAAUGGUCGUGUUAGCUGGGAAGAAUAUCAUGUAAAUUUUAUGAUAGAGCAAGGUUUCAAUAAGACAUAUGCAAAAAAUCACCCAGAGAAUCAUAAGCAUUUAAAAAGGAAAGUAAAAGAGAAAAUACUUUUGGAUAAAGCUGCUUGGUCAGAAGCUGCCAAUUCGGAUCCUGAUGCUCUGAAUAUUGAUGAGUUCUUGACUUUUCGCCAUCCUGAACAUAGUCAUGUUUCUCUUCUCAACAUGGUUAAUGAUAUCAUUGGUAGUUUAGAUACUGAUGGGGAUGAAAUGCUGUCAGAACAAGAGUUUGUAGAAAUGCCUGAUCCUGAUGAAACCAACCAAUCUUUAGCUGAAUGGAAACAACAGAGAACCAGAGAGUUUAGAGAUACUAUAGACCUCAAUCGUGAUGGAAAAGUUACAAGAGAAGAAUUACUGAUGUAUAAUGAUCCAGAAAAUCCUGUGCAUUCUAAAAUGGAAGCUAAAAAACUCAUUAAAUUAGCUGACGUUAACAAAGAUCAGCUUUUAUCUCUGGAAGAAGUACUUGCAAAGAAAGAUUCAUUUUUAGGAAGCAAAAUGGUAGAUACAGCUCGUAGUUUCCAUGAUGAGUUCUAAUCUGUGAUAUUUAUUGUUGUUAAAUGUGUGUGUAUUAUAAAAUAUAGAAUAAAAUAUUUUAUUUACCGUUAAA